UUUAAUGUGGUAUUUGGACGGGUCACCUGUCAAUAACUCAGACGAUUUGACCAUCACCUAUGAGCAUCCAAAUGACACGGGCCUGAGGAGCAUCAUCACUGUGAACCAACCACAGGAGAGGGAUCUUUCCACUUUGCUCUGCCGCACCUCUAACUCUCUGGGAUCUGCUUCUCACCACUUUUGUGCCUACUGCCUCCAGACUGAACAAGGUUGCAGAGAAUGUCAAGAAUGUUCAGGUGGAGUUACGUUUCUAGCCUUCAUCAUCACAGUUGGUGUUUUAUCAGCAGCACUAUUCUGUGCUCUUCUGUUUGCUAUCAGAGCUCGGGGGACUGGCUGCCAUACUCCUAAAAAGAGUCAGAGCACAGGUGACACCAGCCCAGCUGUGAUGAGUCAAGGCCUGACAACUGAAAAUGGAAAUAAGGUGUCCUGCACAUCAGAAGAGGAUAUUUAUGUCAACACCGAUAUGAUGAAAAAGUCAGAUAUGCCAAACACUCAUCUAGCACAUCAACAGGUUGCCAGUAAAAGCUCAGACAAGACGAAUGAGGCAAACGGUGAUGUGGUUUACUCUAGUGUGAUCUGGAAGAGCAAGGAGAAGAAGGGAGAAUGCUCUGGAGGCAGGGGCCCAUCUGGUAGCUCCUGUCUGGAAGAGGAGAGGUGCAUGGAGGGAGGCAUGCACACAAAUUAUGUGAGCAAUGCAGUGGAGAUGGGGAGUCUAUAUGACAACACUAGAAAAGAUGUAAAGGAGGCUGUGUAUAGUGAAUAUGCCCAGGUUCAUUUUAGAGACACAAAUGUGAUGUAAUGCAUGUGCCAUUACUACAGCUGUUUUUACUGCGGCAUUGCUACAUUGUAUUUGAUAUUAUUGGCUAUUAUUUAUUCAGUAGAAGUUAAUCAUGCAUUAGUAUUAUCUUCUCAAUACAGAUGUAGCCAGUUUAAAGAGUUUUCAGUUAAAGGAACAGUGUCUUCUCCUGGUUAUUUAUUUUUAGUUUUAAUUGUUCAGGAGGUUUUUACAAGGAGCCAAAUUAUCCGGAUAGGUCUCUUCCUCUCCAAAACAAUCGGUCCAGGUGAUUUAAAUCGAUUAAAACCCUGAGUAAAACAGUUUCAUGUGACAAAUCAGUGUUUCUCCAGCAAUGGUUGGCAUAUAGCAGAUGGGCUGCUCACCCAGCACCUGCUAAUGUGUGUUCAGUGUCCCCGUUUUUCUC
Messenger RNA from Epinephelus lanceolatus (giant grouper), 1199 nucleotides. Lineage: Eukaryota; Metazoa; Chordata; Actinopteri; Perciformes; Serranidae. The record is from RefSeq and is a predicted model, not a curated record.